This is a messenger RNA of Thermochaetoides thermophila DSM 1495, 1641 nucleotides long. Its product is annotated as putative finger protein. The record is from RefSeq and is a predicted model, not a curated record. The coding region runs from base 1 to 1641 and encodes 546 amino acids. The transcript has a single exon. NCBI's taxonomy places the organism in Eukaryota, Fungi, Ascomycota, Sordariomycetes, Sordariales, Chaetomiaceae.
AUGUCGUUUAAGCCACCCAUCUACCGAAUUCCUGCGCUGGAGGAGGUUGACGGUCUUUGGCCAGGCUGGGCCUCGAGCCUGAAUCACUCUCUUCGCCAAUUCAUCCGUCUGCUCCAAUGUCCCGUCUGCUCGAAUCUGAUCCAGGAUGCGCGAGCCCUGCCGUGCGGCUGGGCUGUCUGCGACGCCUGUGUCCCGCCGUCGUACAUGAGACAGGACGCCUCGUGGCCCAGGAACAGAUUGCUCUCCUUUCGCUGCCCAAUCCUAGCCUGUCGCCAGACGCACGCAACAGCUGAUAGUAGCACCGAUUUUGUCCUGAGAGCUGUUGUGGAUGCAGCAAAGAACAUCUUAGAUACGGCACACGAUUCGGUGAAGGGCACUCGCGAAACAUACUAUCAGCUCUACUUGUUGAGCGUUGCCGUCGUCAAACCCAACGUUCACAUCGACUCCAGCCUCAAAGCUCUGGGCCACCCACAGCCUGUCAAAGUCCCAGGGCCUGCCGGGAAGCUCGUCGAACUGCAUUCACUGGUCAAGCAACGCAGGCUUCCGUAUGGUACUGAAGUGGAGAUUCAAGGCACACCCCAAGAAACUCCUAAUGCUCAAGCCAGUGAAGAUCUCUGUGUCCAAAAACUGGACGACGAGCUCCUAGAAGCCAUCAAAAAGGCAGUUCGAGACCACUUGGAGUGCCGCAUCUGCCUGCUUACCUUUUUUGAUCCCAUCACGACGUCCUGCGGCCAUACUUUCUGCCGUCCCUGCCUUGAGUACCUUUCGGAUGCCGAGCUUCAGGGUACAUUGUUGAUGUGCGCUUUAUGCCGCAGUAAACUCUCCAUGCGGCCCCAGAUUCUCGCUGCGAAUUUGGCCUUGACCAGAUUUGUCAAUUUCUUCUGGCCAGGCUCUGUUCCAGAGCGCCUGGAGAACGCAGAAGCUUCCCGCAACUCCUGGAGGGAAAAGCACCAGAACAUUCCCUUUAUUGUCAGCCCUGUCGUCUUUCCCAGGUCCACAGCACGAAUCAUCGUUUCCGACCCCAAAUUUAUACCCGUUGUGCGUCGCGUAUGUCAGGGAGACCGCUUUCUCGGCUUAGUGUUCAGCAUUAGGGAUGCAUUGGCACCCUAUGGCACACUCGUCAAAGCUGUUAGUCAUACAGAGCCUUCCUCGGAUCUGUUAAUUGUUGACGUAAUCGGCAUCAUGAGAAUGUUUAUCCUCGAAUGUCACAAGAUUGAAGAACAUGGCUGCUAUGGAGGUAGAUGGCUGCCUCUCUUCGAUGCUAAUAUUCCAUGUCAGCAGGCACUCGAGGUAGGGGAGCUGACGGCCGCUGGUUCGCUCAGUUACGUUAGCUGGUCUCCCCAUGUCCCCAGGAUCCCUCGCUCAAUGCGUCAGAUCAACGCGACACCAACCGCAUCCCUGAUCAAGCUGUGUUACGACUUUGUCAACCGUGAAAGUAAGAAGAUGACAGACUAUGAGCGACAGCGCAUCACUAUGGUGGCCGGACCUGUGCCUGAGGAUGAGGCACUGUUCCCAUUUUGGUUCGCCCGCGUGCUGCCGCUCAAGGAAGACGCACGGCUCUAUAUGCUCUCCAAGCAGACAGUCAGGGAAAGGUAUAAAUUGUGUUGGCAGUGGAUUAUUCUUUGGGAGAGCGGGGACUAG